AUGUCUUCCAGCGACAGUUGGGCAGCUCCAGCGGACGAUUGGGCAUCGCUCUACAGUGAUUUGUCUCUUUGUGUGGAUGAUGAGACUCAGUGGAUAUCCCUCUACGCCAAUUCCGUACCUUUGGAGAACUAUUGGACACCUGUCGACCGGAUAAUCCUUGGGAAUGAGGAGGUUUCUGAAAACGAUGGGACGCCAGAGCAUCAUUACGGCCCAGCCAGUACUCCAUUUACAUUAGAUAUUGACACCCAGGAGAUCCAUACGGUGGACAACCAACUUGUGCGUGUCGACUCUGCAGCAUAUAUCGAGAGAACUUUAACGUUUUGGAACACGCAGGACAACUAUAUCAACUGUCCAAAAACCCUUUGCCUUCAUACGGAUCCAAAUGGCGAUGAAUGUUUUGAGCCCAUAAAUUGUGGUACAAUGCCCGACCACUUCAGAGAUAAACACGAUAUGAAGGGCUUGGGCCGCAGUCACCCAUUGGUCUGCAUAACUACGUCCGUCACGUCCGCGAGCGUCACCUCAACCAUGAUCGGAAUUCUGCUCACAAACACCAAGCUAUUGUACGCUUUGGGGGAUGAGCUGGGAGGGAGUACUACGGCGACUGGAUCGGCAGCUGCACUUUGGAAGGGGACAACCGGGAAAAUUUGCCUUGCCCGAUACUCUAUGCGUAGCAGAAAUCCCCACUAUGUCUUAUCUUCUUGUUUUGGCGUCCGCGCUUUGAAGGAGACGCUGUGGGAGAUCGCCGCAGGUGGGACACCCAAGACAAGACAUCCCGCUAACGGCGCCAGCUACAGCAGUACAACUGUCCAGUGCUGCAUUCCUUCGGCACUGACCAUCGGCGGCAAGUUCUUUGAUUGUAAGCUCACCUCCGCACCAGCCAAAGUGAGAUACCUAGUUUCGAGCCUGUAA
Molecule: messenger RNA, 909 nt
Organism: Pisolithus orientalis
Lineage: Eukaryota; Fungi; Basidiomycota; Agaricomycetes; Boletales; Pisolithaceae
Exons: 5
Coding region: 1-909 (302 amino acids)
Source: RefSeq, a predicted model, not a curated record